AACCACGUAUUCAGUCCAAACCACGUAUUCGGCCCAAAUCAUGUAUUCAAUCCAAACCUUUUUGUCGUAAUCAAAAAAGUACAAAAGAGAUUGGUAAUGUUUUUGAACGUCAAAUUGAAAAAUUAUUAAACAAACAUGAAAUUAAAGCACAUAUUUUUCCUUGUCGACAAGGAGAUGGUGGAAUUGACAUUAUUGCUACAUUUAAAAGACGAAAUAUUCUUAUUCAAUGUAAAAAUGUUGGUAGUUCCAUAGAUGUUAAUAAGUUAAAAAUUUUUGAAACCUCGGUUUCCCGGUUUGGAAAGGAGGUAUUAAGUGUUAUUGUUUAUAAUAGUAAAAAAUUGAAAAAUAACCCUUUAACUACAAAUGCCGAGACAUGGCGGAAAGGGUCAUGUCCUAAUAUUUGUAUUGAAACUGAGAAAACAAUUGUUGAUUGUAUUAAAAAUAAGAUAACACAGACAAAAUUCAAACAAACCGAAGAGUCGGAAGAAUUAGAAGAAUCAAUGAUGGAAUUAGAAGAAUCAACAGAAUUAGAGUCAGGAUUAGCUAAUGAAUUAGAUGAUGAAUUAUCGGAAUCAGAGUCAGAGCAAUAUUUUGAAGAAACAUUUUCAGUUAAACAAACAAGUUUCAAGAAUGGUCAAGAUAUUAAACGGCAUAUUGAAAAUUUAUUAAAUCAAAAUGGAAUUAUAGCUAACCUUUUUCCUCAACGACGUGGAGAUAAUGGAAUUGAUAUCAUUGCUACAUUUAAGAGAAAAAUCAUUCUUAUUAAAUGUAUAAAUGUUAGCAGUCCUGAUGACAACAUUUUAAGAGAUUUUCAAGCUUCAGUUUACCGGUUUGGAGAAGGAAUAUUAAAUGUUAUUUGCUGCAAAAAAGGGGGAAACUAG
This is a messenger RNA of Racocetra fulgida, 881 nucleotides long. The record is from the annotation of a GenBank genome assembly. Lineage: Eukaryota; Fungi; Glomeromycota; Glomeromycetes; Diversisporales; Gigasporaceae.